Molecule: messenger RNA, 3345 nt
Organism: Closterium sp. NIES-65
Lineage: Eukaryota; Viridiplantae; Streptophyta; Zygnematophyceae; Desmidiales; Closteriaceae
Source: the annotation of a GenBank genome assembly
AUGGCUACUGUCCUUGCUGUCCGGAGCGAGGUGACAGGCAAGCGCCCCAUCAAGCUGACCCCGAAGAUGCAGGGAGCUGGGGGUCUUGGUACCCGCUUGAGUGGCGGUGUCAAGAAGCGCAAGGCUGUUGGCGGCCGACUGAUCACGAAAGCGCGCAAGGAUGGCGCUUCUGAGCACGUCGAUGACAACGAUGAUGUCGACGAUGUUGCGGGCAACACCGGCAUUGACAACGCCUCUGCUGCCGCAGCUGACCCGUCUAGCGGUGCUGGUGAUGCCGCUCCCUUGGGGGUUCAAGUCCAUGCUGACGACUUCAGUGAUGAGGAGCAUGAUGAGGAAGAGGAACGCACGAAGCUGCAGACGGAAAAGCAAGUUUUAACCGUAACGCUCAUUUCCUGUGCCGCAGGGGACGGGCGACAGGACACGCUGAACAACAUCACCGAGCGUGAUGGGGCGUCGCUUCCCUCUCAAAGUCCUGCUGGGAGCCCCCUGGAGGGUGUUGCCGCGGCAUCUGACCAGGCUGCUAACGGGCGGCUUGCUGAGUUGGAGCGAACCACGCAGCAGCAGUCACAGCUGAUUUCGUCGCUUUUGUUGCAACUUAACAACGGGUCCUGCUCCCUGGAGAGGGGUGCGGUGGGUCAUGCCUCGGGGUCUCCAAGCACCAAUGGAACGCCGCGAUCAGCACCAACGUCGCAGCAAGCUCAUGUCGCCACACCCGAACGCGAAAUGCUGCAGCGCCCGACAUCCAACCGUGCUUCCCCUGCUGUGCCGCGGAAGCGGAAGUAUCCAACGAUGAAGAACAACGGUAACGUGUGCGACGUAGUCCUGCACACGUCACUCAGCGGUAUCCCGUUGAGGGACCAGAUCCUCAUGCGCCAGUUGCCUUCCUAUGGCAAGGCAUGGAACUCGACUUGUUCUUCUCGCAUGCUGAUUUGCCACGUUUCCAAGUUUCCAAAUCUCCCUAUUCUUUUCCGCAUUCCCAUGUACCAGAAAAAAAUGGAGCUUGCUGUGGUUGUGGCGUUCUUUCGCCAACCGGACGACGUUACGAGCGUGUACCCGUCAGAAAGCGUGGUGAUGCGGUGCCUCAUCGGUGUUUGGGGCGAGAGCAAGGCUGCCGCGCUAGUAGCAGUCAUGACGUACUGCGUGGCGCGGGCAGGCGCUUCAACGCGCAAGCAGAGUGAUUGGCGUGCGCGGAUCUCGAUGAAUGGGCGCCGGAAUUUUGCUGACGCCUAUGGGCUAGUUUGCGAAGCGAAUCCCCGCCUGAAGUUCGAUUACAGCGAGCUGAUUUGUGAUGAGGAGCGCACACCGACCCAAGUAUACAACUUGGAGAGCAAGGGUGGGAUACCACUGGUCAAGCCUCUUGAAAAGGGAGGGCUUCUUAUCUGGCACUUUGCUGAAGGCACGAUGCGCCCGUUUGGCACUGCGCUCUUCGACAUCAUCGUCCGCAACGCAUUUCAGAAGGGUGCUGGCGGGUCGGCUACGGUGGUGAAGGCGUACCACAUCGCCUAUCUGCUGUAUCUGUCCCCCUUUGAGUUCUCACUGGGCGAGUCAGGAGGGAGCCUGCAGCUCGCAGUGAUGAGCGGCACCAUCAAAUGGCCGCACCCGCCGCUCUCCGCCUCCUCCUUUCCAUCCCCUAAUCUCCCCUCUUUUCUCCUUCUCCCCAUUUUCCCCCCUCCCCCACCCCUACCCUUGCUUCCUGCACUCUUUCCCCGGCCCUUUCUCCCCAUUCCCUCCCGCCUUUUUUCUUCUCCUUUCCCGAACCCCAGGUACGGGCAGUCCCCCUUUGAGUUCUCACUGGGCGAGUCAGGAGGCAGCCUGCAGCUCGCAGAACGUGGAGUGGAGGUGUCAUCGCAUGCCUUUUGUGCUCUAUCACCUCCCACCUGCCUGCCAUGUCCAGCUUGUGGCAAACGCAUUCCUACGGAUGCGGAUGUGAAUGCAGCUGACAUUGCCUGCUACCACCGCAAGGUGAAGGCGGCCAUUCGCAAGACCCUCGAGGAGUCCCCGGAUGACCAGCUUCCUGCAUGGUCGGAGCAGUAUCAGGGGUGGGUGUUUGGACCCACCGAGACUGUGGUGAUCUCGGGCAGCGGCUUCCCCGACCUCGUUCCCGAUGGGGCUGACCCCGAUGCCGCCGAGAAGAAGGCGGUUGCUCUCCUGUUCGAGUAUGCCCAGGUGGAGCCCGAGAAAGGCAAGAAGAAGAAGACGGGUUCCAACAACAGUGAUGCCACCAUGGAGCGUGAUCUCCUGGAUGAUGUGGGGUACCCCACGUGGAAGGGGCAGAUUCUGGAUGGAGAGCAGCUGUGGGCGCUAAUAGAGGGCUUGGAGGCCAAUGGGCUGCUCUUCUACACGCACCUGCUCACCGGUGGGUUCCAGCUCCUCUCCUUCCAUUCUCUCCCUCACACACUUUCCUUUCCCCCCUCUCUCCCUCUUUCCCUCCCUCCUUCCCUCCCUCUCUCCCUCUUUCCCUCCCUACUUCCCUCCCUCUCUCCCUCCUUUCAUCAGAAGUAUCCUCAAGACUUGGCUAGAGCAGCGGAGCUAGCAGUGGCAUCCCUACAGGCUGUGCUCGCACGAACCUUGCAGCACCGCUCUCCACCUCUGGACGGCACCGAGUCCUCUCCCACUCCCCCCACUCCCAAUCGCCUGGAGCUCUGCCUCGUUCAGAGCCGCGAUGACAUUAUAAGCCCGCCUGUUGUGUUACGUGCACAAGCGGUUGAAAGUGGUGUAGAUGGUUUAGAUGGAUUGCAAGAUGGUGAAAGUGCCUUGCGCGUGACGCGGACCGUACUUGUCUCCCGCCGAGUAGCCAUGGAGGACGCAGAGGCGCGCCGCUCUCGCCUGCGCAGCAUGCGCGAGUCCGCGGCGAAGCAGCAGGCGGCGUCCCCCGGCGCGCCCACGCCUUCCGCCGCCCUCUCCGCACUCCCCUCCCCUGACUUCUCUCCGCCGCUUAUCCGCACGCAUCUGCGUGUGCGCCAUCCGGGGAAGGCGGACCUGGGGGAGGUAGAUCUGCUAGACGGCCAGCAGGAGCAGCCACCACAGGCUCGGGGAAUUUCUCACAGGCCUCAUACUCAAGCAGACGCCAUCACUGCAUGUGACAUGCUGCGCGCUGCAGGGCCCAGGAAGGUAUGCGAGGCUACAGGGGAGGAAGAAGAGUGGGCAGGUAGGUCAUCUAAACCUCAUGGGGGUUGGGGGUGGGAUGGGGGGGGGGGAGGAGGAGGGGGAGUGGGGGACGAGAGGGGGAGAGAGAAGGGCACCCCUGCUGAGGACGGCAUGGUGGAGAUCGCGAGCAUGGAGGUGAAAGCCCAGCUGCUGGUGGUGGAGGGGAGAUGUCCCAUGAAGCAUCGCCACAUCUCUUAA